AAAUAGAUAGAGACUCUUUACAAGGCCAAGAUGAUGUGAUGCUAACUUCUGCAGAUUCUUUGGAGUUUGAUAAAUCAGAUAAGCCGCCAGAUGUCAUGCAGAUGUCUGUUGAAUCUGCUGCUUGGAGCAGCAUGGGUAGUUCCGGUUUGUCAAAAUCAUCACAAGAGACAAUCAGAUCGCAAAGUGACUCAAGUCAUUCUCAUGACUUGAUGCAGGUUUCUGCAGAAUCUGCAGAAUUCAAAUACAAGCACAAAAUGACUGAGGAAAAAUCACAAAUCAUAGAACAAUCCUAUACACACAAAUCAGAAAGCCAAACAAAGACUCAUACAACAGAAGUGAGACACGUAUCUCAAACUUCUUACGACACCAAUCCAUUCCUAGAAACCGAAGAAGAGUAUGAAUCCUAUGAACAAUAUAACAAAGAGCAAAACUUCAAGUUUGACAUGGAGCCAACAGUUUCUUCAAGUCCCUUCCUUUCCCAUGGUCCAUACCAAGAGAAAAAGAAAGUAUUUACAAUGGCUGAAUGGGAAGCAAUGAAACAGUCAAAAAAGAACAAAUCUCCCAGCCCUGAAAUGAGCCCCCCUAGAGACCCUGCACCCACUUCUUCCCACCCUGUCUCUGACCACUCCUCUUCUCCCACUAGCCAGCCCCACAUAGGACUUGCUACUUCGGAGACAAGCGACUCUAGUCGAGCAGCACAUGGGGAGGAGGAAGAAGAAGGGGAUCCCGAUCUGAUGGAAGGAGACGACAGCAUUGGCAGCAUGAACAGUUCACUGACCACCUCAGUCGAUGGAGCUGAGUCUACAAAGCUGAUGCUGAAGAAGGAGAUCCACAUGAAGACCACCAUCGGACCAGACGGUCGCGAGCAGACCAUGGUAAAGGAGGACAUCCAGGUGCGACAGGAAAACGAUCCCCCGGAGGAACUACGUGACAGCAUGCAGGAGAUUAUUAACCAGUUCAUGGUGUCUGAAAUGCCACAACAGAGACAGGCACUUGAAGAUGAUGUGUAAAGAUGCACUGCACAGCAGAUGCAGCAAGACUUGACAUCUGCUCAUCCCAGAGCAUCUGCCGUCUGCUGCAGUCUCAUUGUGGUGCUUCUUCUGGUUACCAGUGCUUCAUCCAGGGUAUGAUGGACGAUGGACAUUUUGGACAUAACAGGGAUUAAUAAUCAGGACAUAAUUGCAUGGAGGAAACUGAUCAAAUGACUGUCUACUUCCUGGAUAUUGAAUUUCACUAUAUCCUGGAUUAAGCACUAUAAUUUCGGCUGUUGAGCAACUAUUACUUGCCACUUACAACCCAUUUUCAAGGAACAAUUUUAUUUUUUUUGCAGUGUUUACAUUGUCACUGGAACUGAAGUAUUUUAUUACACAAGUAUGAUUUCAUUUCUUUCCUCUAUUGGCAGUAGCAUUUCCAACUAUGUACAUGGAUCAUUUGUCAUGUAACCUUUCGGCAAAUAUUUACACCUAAAAUCUUCAUCAAGCUUAGCAUUUUAUCAACGGCAUUCCUCUAUUUUCGACAAGAGAUUGAGCCAAGUUGGUACACUUUGUUUACAGUGGUAUGCAAGAUGUCUGCUUGGAAACAACUACCUUCGUAUUCCAUUCUAGGUGAUGUAAAUGCAAAUCAGACAUACUUCAUUCUAUAAUAUUUGCUGUGUUUGACUGAUGUGUUGUUUGAGCUUCACUUUUGGCUUGAUAAUACUUACAGCUACUGCCAAUAGUCAACCAUGUUUCAAUCGAGGGGCAUAUUGGGAAAAGAUUGCCUUCUUUUAUGAAAGAGAUAUGGAAUGAUGAUAUUCCACUCACAGCACUACAGAAUUUUGUACCACAUUAUGCAUUACCAUUCCAGAGGAUGCCUAGCACUGCCAGUAUGCCCUUCAAAAUGUUUGACAGGUCUGGUUUGCACCUGCAAGUGACAUUAUUUAUUACACUGACGAUUUCUGUUACUGCUUCCAUUUUGUCUGCAAAUUCUGACAUUUUGCAUGUUUUGAAAUAAUGUUCAUGACUUAUAUACUCUACAAAUGUGACAGACAUUGAUGAUACUUGAUGUAACCAGAUCCUGGACGUACACCACAUCGCUCCUAUCCAGAUCGGCCCCAUUCAGUCUGGAUUGGACCGAUUGUACAUUUCACCCAAACUGAAAUUGACAAGGGUUGAUGUUUGACGAUACGGUACUCGUGUUUUAUGUGGACGGUAGGCUGCUGUAAUUCAUUGAUAUUGGUGUAAUUAAUGCAUUUUUCUGAAGUCUAUGGAUACCGAACUAAAGUGGUUUGUGGGAUUAUAAUGGAUUUUAAUUUAUCAGCACGUAUUUGUAAAUUUAGGUGCCUGAGUUUCUAGCCAUAUCUAUUUGUACAUGACACAGUGUUUUAGUAAAUUGAGAUGACUACUCUGUUAGUGCCUCUGAUGUGACUGUAUCUGUUCUGAGCAAAGAUCUCCCUAGAUGUACACAGCUCUGCUUUCUUUUUUAUCAUAUCUGACUGAGAUCUGUUUUAGAAUGUAUUGCCUCCGUUAAACCAUCCAUAAUGUUGUGAAGUUAUAUGAUUAAUCUCAUCUUAAUAAAUGCUUUAGUAUGCCAUACAA
Molecule: messenger RNA, 2576 nt
Organism: Haliotis rubra (blacklip abalone)
Lineage: Eukaryota; Metazoa; Mollusca; Gastropoda; Lepetellida; Haliotidae
Exons: 4
Coding region: 39-1010 (323 amino acids)
Source: RefSeq, a predicted model, not a curated record